Molecule: messenger RNA, 5509 nt
Organism: Salvelinus namaycush (lake trout)
Lineage: Eukaryota; Metazoa; Chordata; Actinopteri; Salmoniformes; Salmonidae
Exons: 2
Coding region: 15-1148 (377 amino acids)
Source: RefSeq, a predicted model, not a curated record
UGAAAUAUCAGACGAUGGCCAAUGACAUCUGCUCAGUAAAUGACUCAAAAAUAACUGAAUUAAAGCAGACCUCCGCUGGAGGGAAGGUUGUGGACCCAUACCCCAACUGCAAGAAAAUAGGUGUAGAUUUCCAUGUUGGAUCUGGAGCAAAACAGAAACUUGACAUAGGUCUACUGACUAAUGGGGUAAUGACUGAGGUUUCACAUUUUGCCGAAGAGAUGAAUCGAUCUCACGCACAUGUCAUCUGUGAUAUUUUAGAUUACAACAUUGAUCUUGGUUUGCAAAAUGAUCAACGCCAUGAAUUCGCAAUUCGGACUAUGGCGAAAGUAAAGUACUUGAUGGGGAAGUCCAGACUGCAAAGACCUGACUUGAUAACAAAAGUCUUCGAACUUCCUGAUCCAAGGGCAAUACCUGUAUCAAAAACACAUGUAAACUCCAACCUUUUAAAUGACAAUGUGUCAUUUAGUCUGAGAUUGAAUAAAGAUGUAGAAAUACAGCAAUUGGUUAUAGAGGAGGAGGAGGAAUGUGUCUCUAUAAUGUCCUUUGAAGAAGAUGGGUUGGUUGAGUAUGAAAAGGCCCAAAAGGACAACACUGUCUCUCUGAUGAACUUUGACCUUGAUGCCAGCCAGGUAUCUCCUCAUCAUGUCAAAGAGACCAUGUUUAAUGAAACAGAUGUUGAAACAGCAACACUUGCCCUCAAGAAUGGACCUACUAACAUCUGUAUUAAGGAUGAACCCAAUCUGGACCUCGUAUCAACUCAGCAUGUUAAGAUUGAGACCAUCUCUACUGACACAGAUGUAUCACUAUCUGAUGAGGAAGCAGUACACAGACCUACAAGGGACCAAUCUUUUAUGACAUCUGCAACAGAAGAUAAAACAACGGACCUCUACCCCCUUUGUAAGAAAAUAGGUUUAGACCUUGACGUGAAAUCAAAAGGUGAGGGAAAAGAAAAACUUGACUUCCGUUUAUUGACUAGAGGUGUAAUGCUCGAAGUUGCAAAGUUUGCGGCCGAUGUGUGUGGAACCUACAGGCAGAUUGUCUCUGCUGCUCUUGAGUACAAUUUUGAUCUUGAUUUCUCCCAAAAAAUAGAUCUCCUUGAAAAUAUAAUUCAUAACUUAAGAUCAGUCAAGAAGAAAAUGAAAAGUUGAAGUUGGGGACUGAAAGGCAAAAAAGUUGAAUUGCUAAAAGAAAAGUUCUCAAUGGCGCCUCAUUGGAAACGUUCUGGGAUUUCAAAUGUAACAGAAGAAAGGCCACUGAAUUACAGGAGGGAAAAAAAAUAGAGAAGCUUUAAUAGCCGAGAAGGUGCAGGAAGACAAAUUUGAAACAACCAGACAAGUUCCUCAGAGUAUAAAGACUGAGAGCGUCUUUACUGAGACUGAUGCAACCCGGUUUGCUGAUGAGACAGCAAUACUCGGACGUGAGAAUAGAUCUGCUGACAUUUUCACAAAGGAAGAGUCUGAUCGUCAAUCUGGGGUCAUAGAGCAAGCCUCGGACUCAGAGAACAACCAAGUAAACAUUUGCUGGACAUGUAUCCAUAAAAUCUUAAUGUGUAAACAGGUACAUUGGAGGAGAUGGAUUUUAUCCAAAUUUAAAAACUGUUUUGGUUAUCAGAUUGGUUACGAAAAUAAUUUCAAACCAAUCCUUGCUAAAUACAGAUCAGAUGUCCUACCAGUCAUAGUUGAGAAAUAUGAUGGCUUUAGCCACGCUGAGAAGACAAUCAUUUCCCUUGUGAAUCAGCUCUUUUGUGGCUUACAUUUGAUUGACGGCUUGGCUCACCAGGCAAAAACAACUCUUCUUCUCUGGACAAUGUUAUUUUAGGAGAAAAGGAAGUAGGAGUCGAAAGCUCUCCUAUCAUUGGAACAACAGAGUUGGAGUCUGGAACAGUGCGUUUGGGGAAUACUGUUUAGUGAUGCUGUCCAAGAACAGCGAUGGGGAAUGGACAGUUAUCUUGUUCCGUUCAAAACCUUUCUGGCAAGCAAAGGAGAAUUUGAUGACGUGCCCUUAUCUCCAUCCAGUGGAAACAGAAUUGACAGUCUGUUUCAUAAUGCUGCUGGGGUGUAUAGCAUCCAUAAUGAUAUCAUUGUGUUUACCAGGGACUAUGAAGAUGAGAGUAGUAUGCUUGCAGCAGUUGCUGCUGGUUUGGAGAUUCAGCCAUUUAAAGCAGGAUGCAGAGCUCUGGGUCUGAUGGAAAAGACAUUGUUGAAGGAAAUGUACACUUGUUUGAUGACAUUGAGGUACCCAAGGACCUUGUGUUUGACAGCCCUACCAUGUGGACAGACACAGACUUUUUUCAAUUGACCGUUCAGAUUGAGUUACUCCUAGCUAGUUUUCUGAGGGUAUGUUGUAAGAUGCUGCCGGUCGACCUACAGCAAAUGUCAAAGAUAAAUGAUCGCUGCAGAAAGGAUUUGGAAAUCUCAGAACAAUUGCUAAAGGCAAAAGCCAAUUCAAUCAGUAUUGCUGUUGAAGCCAUGGGCAUGUGCAAGAAGAAUCACACUUGGGAAUGGCUGUCCUUUUUGGAUGCACCAAAAAUAGUGUCAGUGUUGAAGGCUCUCCAGAUAGUGUAGCUGAAGGAAGAAGGAAAGCCAUUGAGGAUUCAUAUAAUUGUAGGCAUAAUAUUGACAUGAACAAUGAGUUGGAACAGAGGGUCUUUUGAUGAACAGAUAUUCAGCAGUUCCUACUCCUGUUUUCUAUGUUUGUUCUAGAAGUAGAUAUUUUUUUGUUGAGAUGUCUUGAACUCCAAGAGGACUUCAGUAACUUAACUGCCACAACUGCAGAAAAAGGGAAAAUAUAAAGUAUUUAAUGGACAUGGUACAGUUCCGGGCAUUAAAAAGUAAGUUUUCCCGAAGGUAUCUUUUUGGUCUACUACCUUUAUAGCCUUUGUAUUCAGAAUGAUGAUUGAACGUUACAGCAAAGCAAUAUUUGAAUGGUUAUUGAUCAUUUAGGUUAUCUGAACUGUAGCUAAUGUGCUUGUGACACAUAGUCCAAGAUUCAAUCAGAUCAGCUACCUGCGUAGCUGAUGUUUUGAUGGUGUACGAGGUGUAACUGCAUCUGCUAGCAGCUGGUCUUGAUCAUUAUCAUGACGAAAGUGAAGGUGUAGGCUAAAUAGAAAUAAUGACGCUCAAAUUGAAAAUCAUGAAACAAAAUAAGGAGGAUUUCUAUCAGCCUAAUGGAGGUGUAGAUUACAUCUAACAUUCCAGCAUUCAAACUUAUGAACCCGGCUGCAUUGGAUUUCUCUUAAUGUGACUCCGUGCAGCCAAUGGCAAUGUCCGCUUUGCCGGGAGCUGCUUGUGGAUUUGACAGCUCUAACGCAGUUCCACCUCAGACACCUCCAAAACGUAAGCUAUGCGGAUGUCGGCUAAAGCGGAUUUGAUUGAAUCGGGCCCAUAGUUACACUAUAGCAUAAUGAGUAGUAUCAGUUGUAUUGAACUUUGAAGUUUAGGCUUUUUCCAAAGCGUUCCAAUAACAUUGACAUGUCCAUGUUUUUGAACAAUGCAGCAAUAUCUAGCAAUACAAUAAUAACAAUACAAACAUAAUAACUAAAUAUAUAUAUAUAUAUAUUUAUAUAAAAGAGUGAAAUUAAGAAAUCAUAAAGAGUAAUGUCAGAGUCCGGCAGUCAUGGGUGCACACAGGGAGUACAGGCGGGGGCUGAGCACACACCCCUGUGGGGCCCUCGUUUUGAGGAUCAGCGCGGCGCAGAGUUUGUUGCCUACCUCCAUCUUCUUUAUAUUAGUAUGCUACCUCCCAGUUUAUCUUAGUCAUGCCGUUCCAUUAAUACAGAGGCUUAGUCUGAAUAGUCUUUGUGGAUUCCCUUGGCCUCCCUUUCACUUGCCUGGUCCUGACUUUGAAACCUGAAGACUGAAAACAGCAAAAGAACAAAGCCAUUUAAAAGGUUAUUGUUUUAUUUUAUUAUUGAUUUUUACUGGACUGGGACAGGCUGUUUUAUUUUUUCAUAUUUUUGUUGGAGGGAUCAAUAAGUUAUCAAGUUUUCAUCAAGUCUAUAUUCAUCCAUUUUUGACCUAAGAAAGUACACUUCUUUAAUCCACGAUUUGAAAGUAAAAAAUAAGAUAUUCUUGAAAAGGAUGAGUUUCACUGGAUCAAAAGGUAAUGCAGUGUGUUCAUGACCCAUCUGUGUGCUGUUAGUUAUUGUAGCUAAUAAUGUUAAUCAAAUUCUUUACAUUUAUACAGUAAUCUUUAUUUUAUUUAUUCAUGUCCUAUUCAGACUGAAGUUCCAAUAACAUCGACUUAAACUUGUAAUUAAUGUAGGCUAAUUGUAAUUGCUUGUUCUGAUAACGUCAUACACGUGUUUUCACAGGUGAUGCUAAUAUAUGUUUCCAGCAGCAGUGUCCCUAAAGCUGCAGGGUCUUAUCGUUCCUUCUUCAUGUUCAACUCUUCAUAAGUGAAUACCUCAAAGCCCUAAAGAAGUUUUGUCAAUCUUUUUAGUCACAGUGGGGGUGAAGGAGGCCAUCUACAGUAUGACAGGAGCAGAGGUGUGUUCACCCAGAGAAGGAGGCCAUCUACAGUAUGACAGGAGCAGAGGUGUGUUCACCCAGAGAAGGAGACCAUCUACAGUAUGACAGGAGCAGAGGUGUGUUCACCCAGAGAAGGAGGCCAUCUACAGUAUGACAGGAGCAGAGGUGUGUUCACCCAGAGAAGGAGACCAUCUACAGUAUGACAGGAGCAGAGGUGUGUUCACCCAGAGAAGGAGACCAUCUACAGUAUGACAGGAGCAGAGGUGUGUUCACCCAGAGAAGGAGACCAUCUAUAGUAUGACAGGAGCAGAGGUGUGUUCUUAUUUCAUGAACAGAUUUCCUGCUUGCCAUACUAGAGGGAGGUACUGGUUGUCUUUCAACUCCACACCAUGGGAUGAUUGACCUGGAUCUUAACCAGAACAGACUUCACCAGACACAGUAGAAGUGAGGUCACAGGAAACAGACUGAUUUGUGAAGAGGGACUACAUCACCCAGAAAGCAUUGCAGCAGCGUGUCCCUGGAGGCCCACAGCUUUGUUGGAUGUAAUGCAUUGUUCUCGACCUCUCAGUGUUCGGAAAUAAGACUUGUAAACUCGGUGCAUCAUGUUACAUGCAUUCACGUACCUUGAACCAAGGUCAACCUAGGUACCGAGGUCAACCAUAAACGAACAGUACAGCUAUCAUGCUGGCAUGAAAUGGCAGUUGAAAAUAGCUUUUCGAGAUCAGUCCAAACGUUCCUCCUGACUGUUAUAAUCAACAUGUUUGAAUGCUAAAAUGAUAUGGGACUACGUUUUUCUAUUGCAACGCUUGAAUCACGUUCAUAUUUUUGGUUAUAACCUGCACAACUUUUGAGCUCUUGGUUGUUUGCUUUUAAAAAUAGUUUUUAGUACUAACUUUUGUUUGUUUACAUUAAACUACUAGUUUUUGUUGUUUCCACCAAGACUGAAACUUGAUAUAGCUCCUUGUGGUUCGACAUUCAUAUGGUCCCCCUGCCUGUGUGGGAUUGAAUUCCGGCCCCUGUAUCUCCCCUUUAUUCAUAUC